Molecule: messenger RNA, 1999 nt
Organism: Bacillus rossius redtenbacheri
Lineage: Eukaryota; Metazoa; Arthropoda; Insecta; Phasmatodea; Bacillidae
Exons: 1
Coding region: 826-1962 (378 amino acids)
Biological process (GO): chemosensory behavior; male courtship behavior; sensory perception of taste
Cellular component (GO): dendrite; axon; membrane
Source: RefSeq, a predicted model, not a curated record
UUUUUUUUCUGUUUUGUUGUAGCAACGAGUUUAUUAUUCAGCCUCGGGACAUCGUUGCGAAAGGAGGUUGCUUAAACCAGGCAAGUGGAAACAACACACAAAUUAUUAAUUUAUAAACGAAUUUCAAAAUAAAUUAAGGGAUCCGCCUAGUCAGAGGAGUAUUCGUGUUAGUGAUGAUAAGUGCGACGCUCACUGGUGCUUCUAGGCUCAAGGCUGUGAACUGGCGCGCAAUAUUCUCGUCGUGCAUAGGGCGAUUAUGAGAUAUGAGCGGUUACGUUAACAUUAUAUGCGCAGCAAUGAAGAUGAAGGUAUAAUUUCCCUUGAGUGCUUGCUUUCAAGAAUCUCUACCAGAUGUUUUAUGCCUAAAAAUUAUUCUGAAAACAUGCGUUUUAGAAUUUUUCACUUUUCUAAACAUACCGUUUAAAAACGAAAUACGAGAAUAAGACUACUCAUUCGCCCAUAGCAAAUUAUUAAGUUAUUUAUUAAUUAUUAAGAAUUAUUAAGGGUAUUAACAAAAUAGGAAUAGAUUAAUUUAACUUUGUGAAGAUAAUGUACAUAUUUCAGAUGAAUGAAAGAAUGUUCCGGCCAACUUUCAGAUUACUAAAAGGCAAUAUACUGGACGGACAGUAGAUAAAAGUCUGUAUUUCUUGGCAAGGCGAGCUUUAUUUCCCGUACGUAAAAAAAACUUCGAAAGCGAUUAUCAAUUUUCAAAAUGUUUGAAAACGUGUAAAUGAAUACGUCUGAUCAUAUUAAUUUGUGAGAAUCGCCUUAAACAAAUGCUAAUCAUAUUAACACCAAACUAACAAACUAUAUUCCAUCCUCAGGAUGAAGUGCAGUUGGUUAUCUCCAGAAGACAUGGCGUCAUCCAUGCGGCCAUCUGUGUGGAUCCUGGCCGUCUUUGGAAUCACGACACGAAGAAGCAUACCGUCGGUCAUCUGCACCAUCCUCAUGGGGUCAUUCAUUACAGUGGAGUCCGUGAACGAAGCCAUGAAAACAGUCUUCUCUAACCAUCCCGAUUUGUUGUACAUCUCAGUAUACCUUUCGGGGUGGAUAGUGAACUGCUUAACUGCGACUUCCUUCCUCAUCUGGCAGUUCCGUGGCACCGAAGUUUUUAAAAGAAUGUCCUCUAAGAUAACCGAGAUGGAUCAAAUGUUGCUGGAAGAUCCAAUGGAUUGUUACCAGAAAACUACUAUCAUCCAAAUGAUCGUGAUGCCUCUUUCGAUCGCAUUCGUUGCCGGUUUGUGCUACUUAUUUGUUUCUACUUCUACUCGAGCAGACACCACGUUUCCUUUUAAAACUAUUUUAUUCACCAGUAUCACCACGAUCAACGUAUUGAGCACAAUUCAUUUUACUCUUCUUGCACUGUGUUUGCGGCAUCGGUUUAGAGCCAUCAACCAAAUCAUCGAAAGUUUUGCCGACAAAGACGAAUCAUUAAUUUUCACUAUCCCUAGAAUGGAAAAUUUAUUUACAAGAAGAACCCGUCGGGCUCAAAUAAUAAUUUUGCUCAGAAAAAUGCACUUUGCUUUAGCUGAGAUGGUUUCAUCGCUGAACUCCGUGUAUGGUUUCCCGCUUAUGCUGCACAUAACGGCCCAAUUCGUCAGGUUCGUUACAUUUUCUUGUCAGUUGAUUCGACCAAACGUGACCGUCGAAUACACAGAAAUUCGUGCUGCAUAUUACGUUUUCUUGGCGUUCGAUUUUCUUCAGCUGUUGCUACUCACGUCCGCUUGCGAAAUGACCAGCUCAGAGGCGCAUGGGACGGACUUCUUUGUUCUGAAGGUCCUCCUGAGUGGCAACGAGGAUCAACUGGAAGUCCAACAACUGAACAUUUUUCUUCGUGAAGUUUACAACCGUCGAGUUGUAUUCAGAGUGUUCAAGUGCUUCACUCUCGAUUCCAGUUUUAUGUGUGGAUUUAUAGGUGCUGUUAUCUCUUACAUAGUCCUGUUGCUUCAGAACACUGCUUAAAAAAGUAGUUGAUCACACAGUAAAUUGUUAGCUUUAG